This is a messenger RNA of Gaeumannomyces tritici R3-111a-1, 1842 nucleotides long. Its product is annotated as sorbitol dehydrogenase. The transcript is spliced from 2 exons. Lineage: Eukaryota; Fungi; Ascomycota; Sordariomycetes; Magnaporthales; Magnaporthaceae. The record is from RefSeq and is a predicted model, not a curated record. Gene Ontology annotation, biological process: D-sorbitol catabolic process. Bases 512 to 1627 code for a protein of 371 amino acids. Gene Ontology annotation, molecular function: L-iditol 2-dehydrogenase (NAD+) activity.
GUGCGCGCGUGCAGCAGCAGGCAGCACGAGGUCUCCCGGUUGCCGCUAGUGGAGGCUGGCCAGCGUGGCGUUUUACUCCCCCUCGGCCGCCCUUCUUGCGUGAAGGCGGCCCCCCCUACCUGGUUGUAGCGGGUGGCUAUAGCCCGCCCAUACCUAAUCUACCGCGAUCCGACCUUGUACCCCGCCCGACCUAGGUAGUCCUGGUUGCUGUUGUCGGUAUAUAGGAGCGCGUGCGUGUGUGCGGCUGUAUGCAAAUACGUAUUUCUCCGGGCCCCCCCUCCUCAGCAAACCUUCCUACCAGCUACGCGUUUUGGAGAGCUUGCAAGUCACAAGUUCAUCCCGUCUAUCCUCCUUAAUCCCGUCCUUUUUUCCCCCCUCUCCCCUCACCCACCGGCCUCCCUACUCUUUGCGCGCGCAUACGCACACAUCCCAACAUCCUUCGAGUCGCCGCAGCGUCAGACGAUCCGAAACCCAUUCUCCGCGCCGCCUCCCAGGCCCUCCUCCAGAAACCAUGUCACCGGCAGCUGUCGUGACCGUCGCGCCAACAAAGAAGAACAUUGGCGUAUUCACAAACCCCAAGCAUGACCUGUGGAUCAACGAGACGGGACCGAGCCUGGAGAGCGUGCAGAAGGGCGGGGAGGAUCUGAAGAAGGGAGAGGUCACCAUUGCCAUAAGGAGCACGGGCAUCUGCGGGUCCGACGUCCACUUCUGGCACCACGGCUGCAUCGGCCCCAUGAUCGUCGAGGACGACCACGUGCUGGGCCACGAGUCGGCGGGCGAGGUGAUCGCGGUGCACCCGUCGGUGACGUCGCUCAAGGUGGGCGACCGGGUGGCGGUGGAGCCGCAGGUCAUCUGCAACGAGUGCGAGCCGUGCCUGACGGGGCGCUACAACGGCUGCGAGCGCGUCGACUUUUUGUCGACGCCGCCCGUGGCGGGCCUACUGCGGCGCUACGUCAACCACCCGGCCGUGUGGUGCCACAAGAUCGGCGACAUGUCGUGGGAGGAUGGCGCCAUGCUCGAGCCCCUCAGCGUGGCCCUGGCCGGCGUCAAGCGUGCGGGCCUGGGGCUGGGCGACCCGACGCUCGUGUGCGGCGCCGGCCCCAUCGGGCUCAUCACGCUGCUGUGCGCCAAGGCCGCCGGCGCCUGCCCCAUCGUCAUCACCGACAUCGACGAGGGCCGGCUCAGGUUCGCAAAGGAGCUGUGCCCGGACGUCAUCACGCACAAGGUAGAGGGCCGGCCGAGCGCCGAGGAGGCGGCCAAGCAGAUCGUGGCCGCCAUGGGCGGGCUGGAGCCGGCCGUGGCCAUGGAGUGCACGGGCGUCGAGAGCAGCAUCGCGGCCGCCGUGUGGGCCUCCAAGUUCGGCGGCAAGGUCUUCGUCAUCGGCGUGGGCCGCAACGAGAUCAGCAUGCCCUUCAUGCGCGCGUCGGUGCGCGAGGUCGACCUCCAGUUCCAGUACCGCUACUGCAACACGUGGCCGCGCGCCAUCCGCCUGAUCCAGAACAAGGUCCUCGACCUGUCGCGUCUCGUCACCCACCGCUUCCAGCUCGAGGACGCCCUCAAGGCCUUUGAGACGGCCGCCGACCCCAAGACGGGCGCCAUCAAGGUCCAGAUCCAGAGCCUAGACUAGAUGAGGGGAGUAAUGGAGGGGCUCAUUGUUUCGUUUUGCUGUAAUUACCAUGCCAGGCCAGGGGUUGUCGUCAUCAUCCUGGAAGCAAGAGCAGCGAGGGGUGAUGGGGAUAUAUAAUAUCAGAAAUUCCAAACCAUGAAAGGACCAAAUGGCUGUAGCGACUUGAUAGACUGUUGCUUUGAGAGAUGAACUAGAAGCAGCUGUAAACACUGAAG